GCAGAUUCCGUGGAAGUGAUUCAAAGCGGGGGUCGAAGAAUUGUGAUUCAUACUUGACCAGAGUUGAGUCAAAGUGAACCGAGUGAAGAAACGAUGUCGGGCCGCAACGACUGUCGCAUUUACGUCGGAAACCUUCCCCCGGACAUCAGGGAGAAGGACAUUGAGGAUCUGUUUUACAAAUUCGGUCGAAUUGUGUUCGUCGACUUGAAGAAUAAACGCGGGCCGCCGUUUGCCUUCGUCGAAUUCGAGGACUCAAGGGAUUGUGAAGACGCCGUGCAUGCGAGAGAUGGAUACGAUUACGAUGGCUACAAGUUGCGCGUGGAGUUUCCUCGUGGCACUGCUCGGGGGCCGGGUGGACGUCGGGACGGUGGCGGCGGCGGUGGUGGUGCUGGUGGCGGCGGACGAGGACGUGGGCCGCCGACGAAGCGAACCCCGUAUCGCGUUCUGGUUACCGAAGCUCGAAAACAAGGGUAUGCGUUUUAUUCGCAUGAAGAGUUCAGGAUAUUGUCGGAUUUUUGCACUUUGAGAUACAUGAGUCAUUUGCUGAAGGGAAAAUCAUCCGGAUUCCACAGUUGGGAAUCCAUGAUCGUGAAGCAGGUUUUGCGUGAUUUCCAGAACUUGACCAAGGUCAUGACAUCGCAACGAUUACCGAGCACUGGCAGUUGGCAAGACUUGAAGGACCACAUGCGUGAAGCCGGAGAAGUUUGCUACGCUGACGUGGACCGCGAUGGAACCGGAGUUGUGGAAUUUUUGCGCGAGGAAGACAUGAAGUAUGCCAUCAGAAAGCUGGACGACACCAAGUUCAAAUCUCACGAGGGUGACACUGCGUACAUUCGAGUCAAGGAAGAUGCAAGUGGAGGAUCUGGAUCGCGCCGUUCGAGGUCUCCUCGUGACCGCGGUUCUCCGAAUUAUUCGCCGAGGAGCGAGGACUGGAUUCUGGUGUCAAGAGCAGCCGUUUGA
Messenger RNA from Notodromas monacha, 960 nucleotides. NCBI's taxonomy places the organism in Eukaryota, Metazoa, Arthropoda, Ostracoda, Podocopida, Cyprididae. The record is from the annotation of a GenBank genome assembly.